This is a messenger RNA of Mercenaria mercenaria, 2373 nucleotides long. Its product is annotated as cysteine proteinase 1-like. Gene Ontology annotation, cellular component: lysosome. The transcript is spliced from 10 exons. The record is from RefSeq and is a predicted model, not a curated record. NCBI's taxonomy places the organism in Eukaryota, Metazoa, Mollusca, Bivalvia, Venerida, Veneridae. Gene Ontology annotation, molecular function: cysteine-type endopeptidase activity. The coding region runs from base 149 to 1291 and encodes 380 amino acids.
UUUACGCUCUGGUGACUCUUGAUCAAAACAUUGUGAAGUGCGUAGAGAACAAAGUACAAAGAUACGAACUUUGGUUAACACUUUUAUUCUCUAUCGAAGUUAACAUGUGACACAGCUGAGGAAGUGAAACUGGGACAAUUUACGAGUAAUGAACAAAAUGAGAUCUCUAUGUUUAAUUCUGUUUUUCUUCACUGUUGGGUUGGCAAAGUAUCCCGAGGAUGAGAAAUCUGUCCGCUGGCUGAUGAACCGUUGGCAGCAAGAGUAUAAUGUUGUAUACAAGUCAGCAACGCAAAAUAUAGAAAAAUUCAAAACAUUCAGAGAGAAUGUUAAAUACAUCAACUGGCUCAACAAGGCUCACAAUGGACAGACAGAAUUUGAGCUGAACAAAUUUGCAGAUUUGAGCCCGGAUGAGUUCAAGUCCAAGAUACUGAUGCCAAAGAGACAGCCGCCGACGUUUGAAAGUUCCAGAUAUAUACGAGGGUCGGGACUACAUGAACGAGAUCUUCCCGAGUCUUUUGAUUGGUCAACUCAGGGCAGAGUGACACCUGUAAAAGAUCAAGGUGAUGUCGGAACGUGUUGGGCUUUUAGUACUGUUGAGAAUAUUGAAGGUCAGUGGAUACAGUUGGGACAGCCGAUGACCAAUCUGUCAGUAGAACAGGUUGUGGAGUGUGAUGGUGUGGCGGACAUACCACACAACAAUACACACGCGGACUGUGGAAUAUUCGGCGGAUGGCCGUACCUCGCCUACCAGUAUGUCAUGAAAGCGGGUGGACUUCAAACCUGGGAAGACUACUGGUAUUGUUGUGGAUUGGGAGGCAAACCCGGCACAUGCGAUAUAUGUCCCGCGGCGGGAUACAACUGGACGCGUUGUGGUCCGCCUGUACCGUACUGUAACAUGACACAAAGCUGCGCCGUGAAAAUAAAUCCAAAGAAGUUUGUGCCUGGGCUGAAAGUUGUAGACUGGAAAGCAGUCGAUCCGAACGAGACUGCCAUAGCGGAACAGUUGAUGAAUAUUGGACCAUUGUCCGUGGCCCUGGAUGCGACCCUGCUGCAGUUCUACCACAAAGGUGUGUUCGAUCCCAUCUUCUGCAGCAAGUCUAACCUUGACCAUGCGGUGCUGGUUGUGGGAUUCGGUAAGGAGAAAGAUUUGUUUAGUACGAAACCCUUCUGGAAGGUGAAGAACUCGUGGGGAGAAACGUGGGGCGAGAAUGGGUAUUUCCGGAUACUGCGGGGCUCCGGCACGUGUGGUAUAAACACCCAGGUGACCACGGCUGUGCUACAAAAACCAUAGCGUUAUAAAUAAGUCAGCUUCUUAUGUUACUAGUAGACUUUUCUCCAGAUAGGACAUAUUUCUUGUAAGACAGAAUACAACAGGUAUAAAAGCAUUUACAGAGUUUUUUCAAAGGCAAUAUGCCUCUGGAUAAACAUGAUUGUUAAAAAAUCAUAGAAAGUAAUGUAUCAUAUAUAUAGAAAUGAAAAUUAUAUAAAGUUGAUAAUCAGUCAGUAUGAUAAAAAGUACAUCUACAUUCCUUCUAUUUUAUAUAUUAACAUUUCUGUUGCUUUUGAGCGCGUUUCUGAAUAUUGUAUGAGUGAUUUUCUAAAUGUUUUUAUGAAUGAUUUUAUUAAUUCUGAAUCACUUUAUUUACACUACUUUACAAUCGCUAACAAAUGACUGCACUGUCGAACUAUCAAAAUUUCUUAACAGUUGACAUAAGUCUUAAUUCUUGCUUCUUUAAUUAUUGUUGUUGACAUAUAUCUACAAAUUCAACAGAAUUCAAGUUGUGAACUGGAUGAGUGUUGACGUCAUUUUUUACGUCAUUUUUGACGCAAACUCAAUUUUCUCAGGCAGUUAUAUAAUACUUGCACAUACAGAAACAGUUUGUAAUGCUGUUGUACCAACAACAGGUUUGUCAGUCUUUCGCUUGUGAUUCUGUUGAAGAAUUAGAUCUCAGUGAUUUUAGUUUUCAGAUUAUUUAAAGUUUACUAGAGAAAGGUUGUAGAUGACAUAAAAUGCGGCAUAAUUGUUGUUAUAGCUUGUUAGAAAUAUCGAAACUGCCGUGAUUGUAUGUGAUAUUUUUUGGUAGUUUUAUUCAGAAUCAUUAUAUAUGAUUUGCAUAGUAAAUUUGACGGUAGUGGGCCUUAAGUCACAAUCGACAACUUCCGCUCGAAUAUAUUAUGCUCCGUAAGCGAUUCCGGCAUUCUCCGCAUCGGAGACCUGACCGUAAUCAUCUGGAAAUUGUCGGUUACAAUUCGUUUGAUUAUCGUGCUAUGUAAUGACAAAAAAUGUGUUUGUUAUAAUUUACUUUAUUCUUCCGAAAAUCAGUCUGUGAUACAUAGUAUUUAAUGUAAUAAAAUGUUAUAAAUACAUAAAAA